UUAGGGCUUAAAAAGGCCCUUCUUCCGCCACGACCUGUCCAGUGUCGAUCGAACCUCCAAUCAGAACACACGUUCCUCUUAGAAGUCAAAGAGAUUCUUUUCGUGCCCACUUGGAACUGGUUUAAAGACGAAUUUUGAAAUGCUGUUCAUAUCGCUGGCCGUAAUCACUUUCGGCCUGGCCCAAACGCUGCCCAUCGUGGACGAGGCCAUUGAAACGCCAUCGACAGAGGCUGGAGGCCAUCCAGAUGGAGGGCGGAGUGGAGUGGUCUUCGAUCAACGGCAAACUGGCAAAUACAACAUCCAUGUGAGCAUCAAGGAUGUGGCCAUCAUCGAGGUGGGCCAGAACGGACUGGCCGAAGAGUCGUAUAACGAUGAGGAGGAUUACUACUAUGAUGACAGUGCGUUGACCGUCAAACCGAUCAAGUUAAGCACCGAGGCAAGCACCAGCACCACCGUCACAAGCACCACAACAACUUCUAGCACCCCAGCAGGAGCACCACCUGCUGAAAUCACUAGCCCCACCACCAUCUCUUCUAAGCCCAAGUCCAGGUUGAAUAAUCUGAUGAUUGUCGAGACUCCGAUUGGUGGUGCCACUGUUAAGCCACUGCACCAUCCUGGACCACCGCUGCAUGCCAGAUCCAAAGAUGUACCGAUUAUGGCUGCUGCUGCUGCUGCGGCUUCUGGUGGCAUUACGCCACCCUCCCUCCCUGAUAGUAUUGAGUAUACCCCUCCCCAAGGUCACAACUCGCCCAUAUUCAAGGUCAAGGUUCAACGAUCCUCGAAUCCGGUCACCAAGAAGCCAGCCCGCUGUCGAAACCAUCAGGUGCGAGAUGGCCAGGGCAAGUGCACCGACUCCAUCUACAGAAAGCUGUUCGGCAUGCUGAAGGGGCUGAAUUUUCCUUUUUUGGCAGCCAAUGCGGCCCAAAGCAAUUGAUGACUCAACAAUGUAUGACUUUCGGGAAGCCCUUAAUUGGAUCUUAGCCAUAAGACUGAAAUUAUGAAGUGAACUUUAAUACUUGGUGUGAUUAAAUGUGUGUGGAAUCAAUAAAAUCAGACUAAAAAUCAA
This is a messenger RNA of Drosophila ananassae, 1066 nucleotides long. RefSeq lists its product as uncharacterized. The record is from RefSeq and is a predicted model, not a curated record. The coding region runs from base 140 to 934 and encodes 264 amino acids. Lineage: Eukaryota; Metazoa; Arthropoda; Insecta; Diptera; Drosophilidae. The transcript has 3 exons.